Molecule: messenger RNA, 1407 nt
Organism: Salpingoeca rosetta
Lineage: Eukaryota; Choanoflagellata; Craspedida; Salpingoecidae
Exons: 4
Coding region: 73-1269 (398 amino acids)
Biological process (GO): response to hydroperoxide
Cellular component (GO): cytosol
Source: RefSeq, a predicted model, not a curated record
GUGGAACUGGCGUGCAGCAGCAGCACAACACUCUCACUUCAACACUGCCCACCGAACACUGGCACGCACGCCAUGUUGUUUCUGUUGUCGCCCACGAAGACGCUGACGUAUGGGGAGGAUGGGGAGCGGUUGAAGCAGCUCGGCACGUUCACGGCCCCAGCGAUGCUGGCGUCCACGCGGCUGCUCAUGGAUGUGCUCAAGACAAAAUCGCAGGCAGACAUCAAGGCUCUCAUGAAGCUGAGCAGCAGCCUGGCAGCCCUCAACUAUGACCGAUAUCAGGCGUGGAAGCCGCAGGAUGCGACAGCAAAGCCGGACGACGUGACGCUGAAGCAGGCCGCGUUUGCCUUUGACGGGCCAGCGUUUCGUGGCCUGGACAUUCGGUCGCUCGAUACAAAUGCCAUUGACUAUCUCCAAGAACGCUUGCGCAUCCUCUCCGGUCUCUACGGCAUGCUUCGACCCCUCGACGUCAUCCAACCAUACAGGUUGGAGAUGGGCACAAAGCUGGGCGUGGAAGUGACGUCAACCAAGACACUGUAUGACUUUUGGGAAACGCAAUCACUGACAGCACACCUGCUCAAGACGGCGCCACGAGACGAGAACGGACGACUGAUCGUUGUCAACGUUGCGUCCAACGAAUACUCCAAAGUGGUCAACAGAGAUGCCCUGACCAGCGCUGGUGCGGCUGCUGGGGGUGUGGUGUGGGUGGACUGCGUGUUCAAGCACGACGGCCGCAUCAUCUCCACGUAUGCAAAGCGAGCGCGCGGGCUGAUGGUUCGCCACGCCGGCACGUGCCAGGCCGUGUCACUCGACGACAUUCGUGCGUUCAACUUGGAGGGGUACCGCUACAACGCGGCGCAGAGCAGCGAACACGUGCUCGUGUUCACGCGCACAAACGCCCAGUACCAGCAGGCACUUAGAGAGGCAGAGGCGAACAAAACAGGUGGGGCGACGAAGACGAAGGCUAAGGGUAAUGGUGAUGGAAGGAAUGGGAAGAAGAAGGGGAAGAAGAACGACACGAAUGACAAGGAAGAUGGGGAUGGAGAAGAGGAGAAAGAGGAGAUGGUUUCCACGGUGGGAAGGAAGGCGCCAGCCAAGCAAAGCAAAGCGACAAGGAGGGGUAAGGGUGCAGCCAACCGUAGCAGUGACAACGAUGAUGACGAUGAUGAUGAUGGUACUGCGGCGACGAAGAAGGCAAGGCGGGGCACUGGUGGUGGAGAGACCAAGCAGCCCAGUGCCGGCGUUCGCAGAUCCGCACGCUUACGCAAGUGAACAUGUGUGUGUGUGUGUGUGUGUGCGUCGCGGCUUAACUCGCCAACAGCUUCAGAGGAGAGCUCGUUUGUCAAUUAUAAACUGUUGUUCCUCUGGAACACGAGUGCAGAUAACAUGGCAUCAAACAAGCAAAAGGAC